Penicillium alfredii is the source of this 789-nucleotide messenger RNA. RefSeq lists its product as uncharacterized. The transcript has a single exon. Lineage: Eukaryota; Fungi; Ascomycota; Eurotiomycetes; Eurotiales; Aspergillaceae. The coding region runs from base 1 to 789 and encodes 262 amino acids. The record is from RefSeq and is a predicted model, not a curated record.
AUGGAUUCUAUGAGAUCCUUGAACACCUCCCUACCAAGCUCGACACCCCGAUCGCAACCCCCCGAGCAACUCCUUCAAUCAUUCAAGUCGGCUGCUUUAUCCGUGACCAACCUCUACAAAAAUGCCGUUUGUGAACAGGCACAGGCCAAGCAAGCCGGCUACCAGGAAGCAGUAGAGGAUUUGCUCCACUUCCUCGACCGCGAAAACCUUGGUCUGUGUGAUGGGGAGGGGUGGCAGGUCCGACAAUGGGCAACCGAACGGUGUGAUGGAACUACGCAAGGCAGCGACGACGAUGACCGAGUGGAAUCGGACAAGCGGGACAGAAGCGCCACGCCAGCCACUGCACGCAAAGAGCAUCCCGCGCCAGAAUCUACCGCUCGACAGCCCCCCACUUCGGCUCCGGCGCCAACAUCCCGACCCGAACCAGUUAUCCCUGCAGCACAGUCUCACGAGCCCCCCUCUGUUGGUGGGCCUACUGUUUUCACCUUUACGUCUGGGCCGACAUUCCCUCAAUGUCAAGAGCACGACAUGGAUAUGCAGUCUUCGGAUAACUCGACUCCGCCCACCCAGGAUGGUGCCCCAGUUAGUGUCUCCGUCAUGCACCGCAAUUCCCGCCCGCAGCAUCGUCCCAACAACCUCUCCCGACCAAGCCCACGCUCGUCAACACGAGAGUCACCGGUUGGGUUGGGGUCCAAGAGAAAAUCUACUUUUCCGGACUUUUUCGAUCUAUCGGGGUUAAACAGCGGAAGAGACAUGUUUGGAGGGGGCAAGCGGGGGCGCUUCACAUAG